GUAAAACUCAGAGUUGUGUUGCCUGCACUGUUUGCUGAAGCUACACAAUCACAUGACUUCUUGGUCCAGUAUAAUCAUGUGCAGUUGUUGAAUCUUAACUACUAUAUAUAUCUUUUCUCACUCUCCCCCUAACAAAAAUAAUUGUAGUACAGCAAGACAUGACUAAUAGCUCAUUAUCUAAACAGUGCACAUUUAUGUUUUGUCCAGCACCACAUGUGGCCCAGUCAUCACUUUGGUGUGAAUAUGUCACAUCCAAUAAAUAUUUGUCUAGCUAGAGUUUCAUGCAAGUGUGAGUUCUGGGUUUGUGGGGGAGAUGCCGGCUACAGUGGUGGAUGACGACAUUCGAUGGAUGGUGUGAAUUAAAGAUGGGAAUUGCUCUGCCUCCUCCAGUUCAUCAGGACUGUAGGCCUUCCGCUUUAUCAUUUCCUUUUAUCAGUGCUCGCAUGUUUUUCUAGCAGCUUGAAAGGACACGGCUGUGGCGCUCUUGUACACCUGAGCCACAUGUGAACCUCAGCUCUGGCUCAUAGGUAGUAAAAACAAAGCUGAACUUACACUGAAAACCUAAAGGAAGCCUAAACAGCAAAGUCAUCAAGAAGUUGAUUAGCUAAGAACCUGACCUAUGAGCAUAAUUGAUCAAAAAAAAAACUGUUAUCAGUAAAUUAUUAUCAAUAUCCAUACCAAGGCUAUUCAGCACUCCUAGAAGAGUGAGAGUUUGGCAGGACAAGAGUAGGAUACAUAAUCCUGGGUGCACAUGGGCAGACUGACAGACCAUGGGGAAGAGAGGGAGAGGGAGAGGGAGAGAGGGAGGAGAAAACUGGAAAGCAGAGAAGGAAGUGCAUUAAAGUGGAGUGUGAGGCAGAGAGGGAAUGUAGUUGAGAAUAGAGGAGGAGGAGACUGAAAAAAGGGACAGGCACUUGUUAGGUCAUGUGUUGAAAAAAGAAGUAAGGGAGAGAUUUCUCUUAAAGCAUCUCAAAAGAGAAGCAGACGGUGUGCUGAAAGGAAAUAAAGAUAUCGCAGCUACCAAUGCUUCACUAGGCAUAAGCUCAGUUUUUGGGAGCUAGUCUGUAUUCAGUGUUGACCACCUACCAAACAGGCUGAAUGAGUAAGGAUAGUGCACCACAAGCUCUGAGCCUUGCACAUGCUGAGACCCAAACACAUACCUCGGCCAGCAGUACACACACAGGAGGACCAAUGCAGCUCCAAGCUUCUACAGACAAAGAGGAGAUGAAGAUGGACCCGGUGCAAAAGGCUGUGAUCAACCACACAUUUGGAGUUCCUCUGAUCAAGACCAAGCGACCAGUCAUCUCCUGUAACGUCUGCCAGAUCCGCUUCAACUCAGAGAGCCAGGCAGAAGCCCACUACAAAGGGAACCGCCAUGCCAGGAGAGUCAAAGGCAUCGAGACCUCUAAGAGUCGUCCUCAAGAAGGAGACAAACCUCACACCCUGCCCCCCACCUCCUCCCCAUCUCCGCCUGGAGCUCCUGGCACAGCCCCAGACAGUGAGCCCAGCAAAGCAGAUGAAACACGGCCUAUGUCACGGAUAAAUGGACCCUUACUGGCACCGGGGCCCCUUCCACCUCUUCAAACCCCACCUACCCCACCCAUGGACUCCCCUGUGCCAUCAGUGUGCCCUCUCAUUCCCACCCCUACUCCUCCACUGGUCCCCCCGACCUCUUCUUCCCCAGGCUGCGGGAGCAGCCUCACCAACUCAGAGCAGGUUGGAUCAGGAACCCCGGUUUCAGGAGCCGUUGGCAUUUCGGCUUCAAACAGCCCAUCCAACCCAGAGACUGAGGAGGACAAGGCCAAGAAGCUGUUGUACUGCGCACUGUGCAAGGUGGCUGUGAAUUCCUUGUCACAACUGGAGGCGCACAACAAAGGUACGAAACACAAAACUAUCCUGGAGGCACGGAGCGGGCUGGGCCCUAUAAAGGCAUAUCCACGCCUGGGCCCCAAGCCCAGUGGAGAGCAGGGAGGAGGGCCGGUGGACCCCAACACUCAGGAACGAACCUUCCACUGUGAGAUCUGCAAUGUGCGGGUCAACUCUGAACUGCAACUAAAACAGCACAUAUCAAGUCGAAGGCACCGGGAUGGUAUGGCGGGCAAGCCUAACCCUCUCCUCAGCCGACACAAGAAGCACAGGGGAGCUGAUCUAACGUCUUCUUUGACCUUCUCCAAGGAUCUCACCAAAGCUUUGGGUGCCGGGCUGUUGCCCAACCCUUUGGCGGUUGCGGCAGCAAUGGCCGCCGCAGCGUCCUCAAACCCACUGGCUCUCCGCGCGGCUGCUUCCGCACACCAUCCACCUCAUCACAUUUUGCAAGGCCCACCUCUCAGCCACGCAAUCCUGAGACCUGCCCCGGGGCCCAUCCGCACCACUCACGGGCCAAUCCUCUUCUCUCCUUACUGACACAUAACCAUCUGACUUCAGCCAGUCAGGAACAUCCACUCCAAAAGCACACUGUGAAGCUACAAACAUGAUCAACUAACAGCAAUUGAUAA
This is a messenger RNA of Pundamilia nyererei, 2495 nucleotides long. It is a transcript of the gene znf385a, whose product is annotated as zinc finger protein 385A. Gene Ontology annotation, molecular function: zinc ion binding; nucleic acid binding. Gene Ontology annotation, cellular component: nucleus. The record is from RefSeq and is a predicted model, not a curated record. Lineage: Eukaryota; Metazoa; Chordata; Actinopteri; Cichliformes; Cichlidae. Bases 1099 to 2403 code for a protein of 434 amino acids. The transcript has 7 exons.